Molecule: messenger RNA, 1777 nt
Organism: Syzygium oleosum
Lineage: Eukaryota; Viridiplantae; Streptophyta; Magnoliopsida; Myrtales; Myrtaceae
Product: monodehydroascorbate reductase 4, peroxisomal
Exons: 7
Coding region: 78-1520 (480 amino acids)
Cellular component (GO): cytoplasm
Molecular function (GO): oxidoreductase activity, acting on NAD(P)H; flavin adenine dinucleotide binding
Source: RefSeq, a predicted model, not a curated record
CUUCUUCUUCUCGGGGAGUGUGUGCUGACCAAAGCAAAGCCUCUCUCUCUCUCUCUCUUCUGCGAGAGUUGAAGAAGAUGGGAAGAGCGUUCGUGUACGUGAUACUCGGGGGAGGCGUCGCCGCCGGCUACGCCGCCCUCGAAUUCGCCGACCGCGGCGUCCCCCCCGGCGAGCUCUGCAUCAUCUCCGAGGAGCCGGUUGCGCCAUAUGAGAGACCUGCAUUAAGCAAAGGCUAUUUGUUACCAGAAGCUCCUGCACGGCUUCCAUCAUUCCACACUUGUGUUGGUGCAAAUGAAGAAAGACUAACUCCGAAGUGGUACAAAGAACGCGGAAUUGAGUUGGUGCUUGGAACUCGUGUUAAGUCUACUGAUGUGAGGCGGAAGACACUAUUGACAGCUACUGGAGAGACAAUAAGCUAUAAAUUUCUUAUCAUUGCAACAGGUGCACGGGCUCUACAGCUUGAAGAAUUUGGAGUGAAUGGAUCAGAUGCUGAAAACGUAUGCUGUCUACGGAAUUUAGCUGAUGCAAAUAGAAUUGUUGAUGUGAUGCAAUCAUGUAGAGGUGGCAAUGCUGUCGUCAUUGGUGGUGGUUACAUAGGAAUGGAAUGUGCAGCAUCACUUGUGAUCAACAAAAUAAACGUAACAAUGGUUUUUCCUGAAGCACAAUGCAUGGCCCGCUUAUUUACACCAAAAAUUGCAAGUUUCUAUGAGGACUAUUACGUGUCCAAAGGAGUGAAGUUCGUUAAAGGAACUGUACUGUCAUCAUUUGACUUUGAUUCUAAUGGAAAGGUCACCGCUGUCAUUCUUAGGGAUGGUAGUCGGCUACCUGCAGACAUGGUUGUGGUUGGGAUUGGAAUUCGUCCAAACACGAGCCUGUUUGAAGGACAGCUCACAUUGGAGAAGGGUGGUAUCAAAGUCAAUGGACGGCUGCAAUCAAGCAACAGCUCAGUGUAUGCUGUUGGAGAUGUUGCCACAUUUCCAGUCAAAUUAUUUGGGGAAACUCGUAGGCUUGAGCAUGUUGAUUCGGCACGAAUAUCAGCACGACAUGCCGUUGCUGCAAUAAUGGACCCAGAAAAGACGGGGGAAUAUGAUUACCUCCCAUUCUUCUAUUCUAGAGUCUUUACAUUAUCGUGGCAGUUCUACGGGGACAAUGCAGGGGAAGUCAUCCAUUUCGGUGAUUUCUCAGGAAGUAAAUUUGGUGCAUACUGGGUAAGCAAAGGCCACCUAGUGGGUUCGUUUCUCGAAGGUGGCACCAAGGAAGAUUACGAGGCCAUAGCCAAGGCCACCAGGCUCAAGCCUGUGAUCGUUGACUUGGCCAUGCUGGAAACUCAGGGCUUGGGAUUUUCACUAGCUGUUAGUCAAAAACCAUCCGCUUUGCCUCCUGUUGAAAUUAGCAUUUCCACUUCCACUGUCGUUUUGGAGAAACCAGUCUACGUUUGGCAUGCAACAGCCGGUGUGGUGGUGGCCGCAUCGGUCGCUGCGUUUGCCUACUGGUAUGGGAGGAGACGCCGAAGGUGGUGAGGACCUAAUUUGUCAUCUCUGUUCUUCCAAGUUGCUCGCAAAUCGAUACCCCUGUUGUAGCAUUCGAUAGAUUACGAUAAUUCAAUUUACUUGAUGAGGUGCGAUCAUUCCUUAGAGCCAAUAGAGGAAAAAAGGAAGCUGCUAUGUUUUUCAUGCCGUGGAGUACAAGAGUAGAUCCGUACACGAGCAUUGUAAACUAUUAUUCCUAGUGUAAUUUUACUCGAUGAUUAUCUGAUAUAGUUGGUCUAGUUAGCUGA